GACCCCUGUCCUAUUCUGAUCUGCCUCUCCUCUCUCGGCGCGAGAUAAGGAACCGGACCGCGACGACCCUAAAUCGGUGGAUUCGUCUCAGGAUGGAGGUAAAGACGGCAAUCUUACGACUACGGUUUCGGUUAUGGAAAAAAAGAACGCCGACGAGGUCUUGUCGGAGACAAAGAGUCCGACGUCAUAAUGGGUAGUACCGGCAGGUUGCUGGACUGGGUCUCCAACUGAUGGGCGAUGAUUGGGUUUUCAUUUGAUUAGGGUCAUUCGUAUUUUGUUUUAUUUUUGUAUCUGUGAG
This is a messenger RNA of Linum tenue, 298 nucleotides long. The record is from the annotation of a GenBank genome assembly. Lineage: Eukaryota; Viridiplantae; Streptophyta; Magnoliopsida; Malpighiales; Linaceae.